AGAGGGCGGGCCUGCCGCGGAGGCAUCUGGGAAACGGAGUUCCCAGGUAGGCGAAGCCCAGGGGCUGUCGGAAGGUCAGCGGCGCCUGCGCGGGCGCCUCAGACUCAGGAUGCGCGCGCAGCGCUCUCCGCCCAGCGGGCGGAAGUUUUCGCUGGGCAGCUGAGAAGGUGAGUCCAGGUAACUGCGGGGGAUCCGAGGGUCAGGCUGCAGAAGCCCAGAAUCCCACACCAGUCCCCAAGUACAGAGGUCGCUGUCAAGAUGGAGUUUCCAACCCAGUAAAUCCAAGGACCAGACCGUGACCUCAUAAAGCAUGAUCUCCUUCUGUCCAGACUGUGGCAAAAGUAUCCAAGCAGCAUUCAAAUUCUGCCCCUACUGUGGAAAUUCUUUGCCUAUAGAGGAGCAUGCAGGGUCCCAGACCUUUGUCAAUCCACAUGUGUUAUCCUUCCAAGGCUCAAAGAGAGGGCUGAACUCCAGUUUUGAAACCUCUCCUAAGAAAGUGAGAUGGUCCAGCACCGUCACCUCUCCCCAGUUAUCCCUCUUCUCAGAUGGUGACAGUUCUGAGUCUGAAGAUACUCUGAGUUCCUCUGAGAGAUCCAAAGGCGCCGGGAGCAGACCCCCAACCCCCAAAAGCAGCCCUCAGAAGACCAGCAAGAGCCCUCAGGUGACCAGGGGCAGUCCUCAGAAGACCAGCUGCAGCCCUCAGAAGACCAGGCAGAGCCCUCAGAAGACCAGCUGCAGCCCUCAGAAGACCAGCAGGAGCCCUCAGGUGACCAGGGGCAGUCCUCAGAAGACCAGCUGCAGCCCUCAGAAGACCAGGCAGAGCCCUCAGACACUGAAGCGGAGCCGAAUGACCACCUCACUUGAAGCUUUGCCCACAGGGACAGUGCUGACAGACAAGAGUGGGCGACAGUGGAAGCUGAAGUCCCUCCAGACCAGGGACAACCAGGGCAUUCUCUAUGAAGCUGCACCCACCUCCGCCCUCGCCUGUGACUCAGGACCCCAGAAGCAAAAGUUCUCGCUCAAACUGGAUGCCAAGGAUGGGCGCUUGUUCAAUGAGCAGAACUUCUUCCAGCGGGCCGCCAAGCCUCUGCAAGUCAACAAGUGGAAGAAGCUGUACUCGACCCCGCUACUGGCCAUCCCUACCUGCAUGGGUUUUGGCGUUCACCAGGACAAAUACAGGUUCUUGGUGUUACCCAGCCUGGGGAGGAGCCUUCAGUCAGCCCUGGAUGUCAGUCCAAAGCAUGUGCUGUCAGAGAGGUCUGUGCUGCAGGUGGCCUGCCGGCUGCUGGAUGCCCUGGAGUUCCUCCAUGAGAAUGAGUAUGUUCAUGGAAAUGUGACAGCUGAAAAUAUCUUUGUGGAUCCAGAGGACCGGAGUCAGGUGACUUUGGCAGGCUAUGGCUUCGCCUUCCGCUAUUGCCCAAGUGGCAAACACGUGGCCUACGUGGAAGGCAGCAGGAGCCCUCACGAGGGGGACCUUGAGUUCAUUAGCAUGGACCUGCACAAGGGAUGCGGGCCCUCCCGCCGCAGCGACCUCCAGAGCCUGGGCUACUGCAUGCUGAAGUGGCUCUACGGGUUUCUGCCAUGGACAAAUUGCCUUCCCAACACUGAGGACAUCAUGAAGCAAAAACAGAAGUUUGUUGAUAAGCCGGGGCCCUUUGUGGUACCCUGCGGUCACUGGAUCAGGCCCUCAGAGACCCUACAGAGGUACCUGAAGGUGGUGAUGGCCCUCAAGUAUGAGGAGAAGCCGCCGUACGCCAUGCUGAGGAACAACCUAGAAGCUCUGCUGCAGGAUCUGCGUGUGUCUCCAUAUGACCCCAUUGGCCUCCCGAUGGUGCCCUAGGUGGAAUCCAGGUGGGAAGAGCUUAACUUUCCAUUUGCAGUGUGCAACAGAAAAAAAAAAUGAAGCAAUGUGACUCAAGGCCUGCUGUUUAAUCACAGAUAAGCUUCUAGAAUAAGCCCUGGAAUGUACAUUCCUGCCACUGGUUUCAGGAUACUCAUCAGUCCUGAUUAGCCUCCCGGAGGGCCCCAGUUUCCCUCCAGUGAAUGUGAAGUACCCCAUCUCGGUGGCCUGCCCUUCAGCCAGUGUCGUAGCAAAGCUGGAUGGGGUUGGCCGGCCCGCAGGGGGGACCCCUCCUACCCUUGACACCUCUGUGCUUUGGUAAUAAAUUGUUUUACCAGA
This is a messenger RNA of Pongo pygmaeus (Bornean orangutan), 2179 nucleotides long. RefSeq names its product VRK serine/threonine kinase 3 (gene VRK3). Lineage: Eukaryota; Metazoa; Chordata; Mammalia; Primates; Hominidae. Gene Ontology annotation, biological process: protein phosphorylation. Gene Ontology annotation, molecular function: protein kinase activity; ATP binding. Bases 311 to 1840 code for a protein of 509 amino acids. The record is from RefSeq and is a predicted model, not a curated record. The transcript is spliced from 15 exons.